Trichophyton rubrum CBS 118892 is the source of this 4014-nucleotide messenger RNA. RefSeq names its product inositol polyphosphate kinase KCS1. NCBI's taxonomy places the organism in Eukaryota, Fungi, Ascomycota, Eurotiomycetes, Onygenales, Arthrodermataceae. Bases 1 to 4014 code for a protein of 1337 amino acids. Gene Ontology annotation, molecular function: inositol hexakisphosphate kinase activity. Gene Ontology annotation, biological process: inositol phosphate biosynthetic process; phosphatidylinositol phosphate biosynthetic process. The transcript has 2 exons. The record is from RefSeq and is a predicted model, not a curated record. Gene Ontology annotation, cellular component: cytoplasm; nucleus.
AUGUCAGCCUCCGCUCUUGCUUCCGACAACCGCGCCACGGAGCCCAGCAGCGCGUCUGCAGCAGACCCUACAACUGCCCUUCUAGCAUCGUCACCUCCAGCAACAUCCACUUCAGCACCGCCAGCAACCUCCUCUCCUGCCGCUACGGCACCGGAACCCGCUAUCGAUUCCCGUCUCUCGCCCUUCUCCGCUCCCUCAAAGUCGGUGCCUCCCUCGCCGCCCCAGACUCCCCUGAUAAAGCCGUCGGCAGUGCCUCCGCUGCCAGACCACCACUCACACCCGUCCCUCAAGCGCACCAACACCUGUCCCGGCCUGACGCCCACCUCUUCCUCUUCCUCGGUCUCUACCUUUGCCGUCAAGCCGUCCUCGGGUGCACAGCAGUACGGCUCUCAGUCUCCCCAGCUGACGGAGCGGGACUCCAUCUUUGCUACUCACUAUCUUCCCUCAGAGCCAGACACCGAACAGGAACAGGAUCAGGACCAGGACCACCAGGACAGGGCAGACGAGCAGCAGGAGGACAGCCAGGGCACUUACGACUUCCGUCCCCGCCAGCUGAACACCAGAUAUGUCAGUACGCUCUCCUCGUCUCUCGGUUCGGCACGAUGGCAGCCAGCUCCCUCGCCAGAUCCAACGCCAACUCUAGAUGAUCGCAUGACCCACCAACAUCGCCAGCAGCACCAGCAGCAGCAGCAACAGCAUCAGCAGUUCGCAUUGCCCACCCGCUCUCGCACAGUAACCGACUUCUCUUCCCUCUCAAACCACAAUAACACCGGUCCAGGUCCAGACAGAGGUCGAGGCCACCACUCCCAGGGCCAGGAUCAGGAUCAGGAAGAAUCGUCUUCUGGAACUGACACAAUGGCUCUCCUCGCUUCCCGGGACCUUAGCUCCCACCUGCAUAAUCACCACCACCCUCAUCAUAUUCACCGUCAUCCCCAUCAUAAUCAGCAUCACAACACCAACAACAGCAAUAGCAACAACAACAACAACCACAUCAUGCGUGGGCGUACUUCUAGAGUCGAAAAGUCUAUCGAAGCUAGCUUGGCCAACGUCGAUCCUAGUGCCAAUGUUCGUUCCCGCAAGUCAAGCCACUACCUUGGGCUCUUCAAGGAAAACACAGGCGAGCCAGAACGCAGGAAGAGCAUUGCUCCAGAACUCGCCUCUCUUGACGAGCUCCAGGGUGUCGGUGUGGGUGCAGGCGCCGCCCGGCCGGAUACCUCUUCAGACGAAUCGCCAGCCGUCGUCCCCAAGGAGCUUCUAGACGAGAUCCGGAGCCACCAGCAUCGCCGCCAGGAUGGUGCAUCCCCCACCAAUGGAGCUCAGCCAGGGCUACCAAGGUCCAUUCCUUCUCGUGACACUCGAAUGCUCUAUCCCGGUCACGCGCUCGAGGGCUUCUCUCCAGAUUCAGACUUUGCUGCCGCCCGACCUGGCCUGGCCGAAUCGGUGUUUGAGGACGAUGACGAGGACAAAGAACGUAUUUCCUCUGCACUCUACUUCCCGCACCAGCGCCCUCUCGAAGCUGCAGACAAGGAUGCCGGUAACAAACUGCAGCCGGAACAGCCACUCUCCUCCUCCCCGGCCAACCUAAAGCCCUCCCUCAGCGAGACCAACCUGGUCGACAUCUCCCUCUUCUCAAAGGCUGAAAAAAGCCAUUUCACCGGUGACCUGCGCAAGACCAUCCCCGAGCCUAUAGAGCCGCCUGUCUCUUCCUCUGACCCUCACGCCGUCUCCGUACCUUCCGGCGCGGCCGCUGUCGUGGUCGAACCAGCCACCGACAUCUCUGAGUCCGACUACCUCUCUGCCUCAGAAAGCUACACCUCCACCACUCACGACGAACCAGAGGACGACGACGACCUAUCCUCCCACGAUGAGGCGGCGGCUGGAACAACUCCCCGGGGUACUCCCAGGCCAUCUCGCCCCCAGAUCAAGCAUCCUCAGUCUCAGCACAUACGCUCGCCGACUACUCCCCUCGGUGCCGUCGAGCUGAAGCCUUACCGCCACCAGGUCGGCGGCCACACCACCGUCUUCCGCUUCUCCCGGCGUGCAGUGUGCAAACAGCUAAACAACAGAGAAAACCAGUUCUAUGAACGUAUCGAGAAGAGGCACCCGGAGAUGCUCGUCUUUCUCGCCAGAUAUAUUGGUGUUCUGAACGUGACUUUCUCCAAGGGAUCGAAGAAGCCCAGCAAGAAGGAUAACAACAGGGAUAACAAGGAUGACAAUGCUGCCGUCACAUCAGAGCCUGCAGCAGCCAAGUCUACAACAACCGUUGAUGCCCAAACCUCUGCCGUCACCACCUCUACCCCGUCUUCCCCGCCUAAGCGCACUGAGUCAGGCAAGGCUAAUAAUGGCCAACGCAUCUUCAGCCAGUCCCAAGUUACCGGGGUAAUACCCAAGGUCAUCCUGGAGAACAACCGCCACAUCAUCCCCUUUGACCUCUUCAUGACCCCCCACUCCACCAAGUCUACCAGCGGCAGCGGACAUGCUACACCCACCCAGUCUCACUGUGGCUCGCUCGAGGAUGUUUCUGCCAAUCUCACCUGUUCACCCAAGUCGACACCUGAACUCAAUGGCGAGUCCGACAAGCCUGCAGCAUCCAUGACAUGGGGUGCCACCACCGUCAACACAAAGCUCCAGGAACAGGUUCUGCGAGAGGUCUUCACUCCUCCCACCAUACACUCGCACCAUCAACGCCGUCACCGUGGCCCAAGAAACAUUCCCAAGCUACGAUCUGGUGCCUCUUCCCUACGUAAGGAUGGGAAACUCUUGCCUCUGCAUAGGGGACGCAGCGAACUCUCCGUCUCCGCAGCUGGUAAUCCCACUCUUUCCUCUUCUGCUACAGCUUCAAUGCAAGAGGAUACAGCCACCCGAGUGUCUGGCCAGCGUCGUCGACGGAGACACUCUGGUUCUGGCCUCGAGAGGAAACGCAGCAUGAGCACCGGUCCCGGCGAUCUUAUGUUCUACGAGGACGAAGGAUACGGUGGAGACAAGGAGGACGAGAUCUUUAAGAUGGAAGAUGAUGUACGUCCGCCUGUCAAGUCUGAUAGUACCCCUACCAGAGGACGCGAGCAGGUUACCCUUCCUGUCUCCCUAGGCACAUCAACCGGCGAACCCGUACGUCUACCCACCAACCCAAAGGAAGCCCAAAAGACCACCACCAGCGAGGACCGUGUGCAAUUCUUCCUGCUGCUCGAGGACCUCACCGCCGGAAUGAACAAGCCCUGUGUUCUGGACCUGAAGAUGGGCACCCGUCAAUACGGCAUCGACGCCGAUGAGAAGAAAAAGAAGUCUCAACGCCGCAAGUGUCAGAGCACUACCUCCCAGCAACUCGGCGUUCGACUCUGCGGCAUGCAGGUCUGGAACGUCAGCAAGCGCGAGUACCUCUUUGAAGACAAGUACUUUGGCCGUGACCUCUCAUCUGGCCGCGAAUUUCAAGAUGCCCUCACCCGCUUCCUCUACGAUGGAGCAGACUAUACUUCGGUCAUCGGCAAAAUUCCCAUCAUCCUUGACAAGCUCUCCCAGCUCGAAAGCAUGAUUGUCCGUCUCCCCGGCUACCGCUUCUACGCCUCUUCCCUGCUCAUCCUCUACGACGGGGACCGUGACCGCUCCUCCAACUCCCCCUCAUCUCCCUCCAAGGACUCAAAAUCCCAACGCACUAUCUUCGAAACACACUCAGACUCCUCCCUUCCCAACCCAUCAAACCUCACGCUGAAAAUCGUCGACUUUGCAAACUGCGUCACUGGCGAAGACGGCAUCCCACCUUCAUCCCGCUGCCCACCACACAACCCCUCCGAUAUCGAUAGAGGGUACCUCCGCGGCCUCCGCACGCUACGCAUGUACUUCCAGCGCAUCCUACGCGAAGUCAGUGCUAGCGUUGGUGAAAACUAUGUCGAACGUGGAGAAGGCGAGGCACUCUCCGCGGCACCCUCGAGCGUUGUUGGAGCCGGCCGGGAAAGAGGAGACGCAUGGGCAUGGGAUGAAGCACUGGGCGAGCUAGAGGAGGGGGAGAUCAGUGUAUAA